Messenger RNA from Suricata suricatta (meerkat), 3459 nucleotides. It is a transcript of the gene ARHGAP18, whose product is annotated as Rho GTPase activating protein 18. Gene Ontology annotation, cellular component: cytoplasm. The record is from RefSeq and is a predicted model, not a curated record. The coding region runs from base 58 to 2049 and encodes 663 amino acids. Lineage: Eukaryota; Metazoa; Chordata; Mammalia; Carnivora; Herpestidae. Gene Ontology annotation, biological process: signal transduction; regulation of small GTPase mediated signal transduction; regulation of actin filament polymerization. Gene Ontology annotation, molecular function: GTPase activator activity. The transcript is spliced from 15 exons.
GGAACUUCAUUCCUCUUCUCGUGUCAGUAUCGGAGAAAUUAUGCCCCUUCUGUCACCAUGAGCUGGCUCUCCAGUUCCCAGGGAGUUGUCCUAACUGCCUACCACCCCAGCGGCAAGGACCAGGCCGUGGGGGGGACCCAUGGCAAGGUUGGUGAGGAAGCCACCCCAAGUCGCAAAUAUGGCCAGUACACUAUGAAUCGGGAAGUCACCAAAGUUCUGGAAAAGCCUCCAUAUGACCGAUCAAGUUCUCAGGAUUCUUUGGAUGAACUAUCUAUGGAGGACUAUUGGACUGAACUAGAGAAUAUCAAGAAAUCUAGUGAGAACAGACAAGAUCAAGAGGUGGUGGUCAUCAAAGAGCCUGAUGAGGGAGAACUGGAAGAAGAGUGGCUUAAGGAGGCUGGUUUGUCCAAUCUCUUUGGAGAGGCGGCUGGAGAUCCCCAAGAAAGCAUGGUGUUUUUGUCAACCUUGACCCGGACGCAGGCGGCAGCUGUUCAGAAACGGGUAGAGACGGUCUCCCAGACCUUGAGGAAAAAAAACAAACAGUACCAGAUUCCUGACGUCAGAGACAUAUUUGCUCAACAGACAGAGUCCAAAGAAAAAGCUCCAGAUGGCACUGAAUCACAGUCAGUCAGAACAAAUGAAAACAAAUACCAAGGAAAAGAUGACCAGGCAUCUAGUCUAGUUGUUGGUGAAAAAGGACUUAUCCCACUGGUUCCUGAUGAGGCACCUGCUUCAGAAACGGACAUCAACCUGGAGGUGUCAUUUGCAGAGCAAGCAGUCAAUCAGAAGGAGAGCUCCAGGGAGAAGACCCAGAGCAGCAGAGGCAAUGACGCUCCAUUACUUAAUUUCAGAUUGCCAAAAGACAAAACGGGCACCACCCGGAUUGGUGACCUGGCACCCCAGGACAUGAAGAAGGUUUGCCAUUUAGCCCUAAUUGAGCUGACUGCCCUCUACGAUGUUUUGGGUAUUGAACUGAAGCAACAGAAAGCUGUGAAAGUCAAAACAAAAGAUUCUGGUCUUUUUUGUAUUCCAUUGACAGUAUUGUUAGAACAAGAUCAGAGGAGACUACCGGGAACUCGAAUACCCUUGAUAUUUCAAAAACUGAUUUCUCGGAUCGAAGAGGGGGGUUUGGAAACCGAAGGCCUCUUAAGGAUACCCGGAGCUGCUAUCAGGAUCAAGAAUCUUUGCCAAGAACUAGAAGCAAAGUUUUAUGAAGGGACGUUUAAUUGGGAAAGUGUCAAGCAGCAUGACGCAGCCAGCCUACUGAAGCUCUUCAUCCGGGAGCUGCCCCAGCCGCUGCUGAGUGUGGAGUAUCUGAAAGCGUUUCAAGCUGUCCAGAGUCUUCCAACCAGGAGGCAACAACUACAGGCUUUGAACCUUCUUGUCAUCCUUCUGCCGGCCGCAAACAGAGACACACUGAAGGCCCUGCUUGAAUUUCUCCAAAGAGUUAUAGACAAUAGAGAGAAAAAUAAGAUGACAACCAUGAAUGUCGCAAUGGUCAUGGCCCCGAAUCUCUUCAUGUGUCACGCGCUGGGUCUGAAGUCCAGUGAACAGCGAGAAUUUGCCAUGGCGGCUGGGACAGCUAAUAUAAUGCACUUAUUGAUUAAGUAUCAAAAACUUCUGUGGACAAUUCCCAAGUUUAUUGUCAACCAAGUGAGAAAGCAAAAUACUGAAAAUCAUAAAAAAGAUAAAAAAGCCAUGAAGAAACUGCUGAAGAAAAUGGCGUAUGACCGAGAAAAAUAUGAAAAGCAAGAUAAGAAUACAAAUGAUGCUGACGUUCCUCAGGGAGUGAUUCGAGUGCAAGCUCCCCAUCUUUCGAAAGUUUCCAUGGCAAUACAGCUAACGGAAGAGCUAAAAGCCAGUGAUGUCCUUGCCAGGUUUCUCAGCCAAGAAAGUGGGAUUGCCCAGACUCUUAAGAAAGGAGAAGUUUUUUUGUAUGAAAUCGGAGGAAAUAUUGGAGAACGCUGCCUCGAUGAUGACACUUACAUGAAGGACUUGUAUCAGCUCAACCCCAACGCCGAGUGGGUUAUAAAGUCAAAGCCGUCGUAGGAGGCUGAAGCUGCAGAUAACCGUGAGGACUUUCUUGGGACACUUGCUGGGUCAGGAGUGGAAAUAAAAGAAAUGGCAGGAGUCUUUGUUCAAAUGUACCCGACUACUGAAUAAUGACACCCUGAAGCCUUAAAAAGUUAUAGAUUUGUGCUGCGGCCGGAAUUAUGUUAGUUAUUAAUAAUAUGAUGAGCCUACAAGUAUCUCCGGAAUGAGAGGAAAGAGGGUUAAUUAGCUUGGAGGCCAUUCCACUCUGUGAAAGGUGCCCAGAUGUGACCAUUUGUUUUACGUGAAAACACUGCUUCCCUCUCACUUUUUUUCUCCUAAAAUCAUACGCAUAGUAAUAGGUGCUUUCUCUCCUUUCCCCCCCCCCUCCUCAUGUCUGUCUUCCUUCAACUAAGGUUUGGGUUUUAACCAAAAACAUCACAAAUACCAGAUAUUGGGCUAGUCAUGAAGACAAUACAUCUUAAAAUAGACUGAACUCAACAGGAUUCCCGUCACUAUCCAAUGUUAAUAUUCCUCUCUGAAUCAUUUGUUCCAACAAUAACAUCCCUUUUCUUCCUGCUGUAUCACAUGAAGUGAUUUGUGUGGUUUUCAGUUCUUCUGACACAUGUGCACAGAACCGUAUCCACCAUCAAGAAAAGAAAACUGUCAGAAACUGCCAAUUAUUACUGAAUGUUCAAUGUUUAUAUACUAAGAAUAAUUAAAAUACAUCCGUGUCGAAUAACUGGAUUAUGGAUAAAAAGAGAGUGAAAGCCAGAUCACGUCGUGCAUGCUGUAUUCGAAGUGAAAUUUGUGAAGUUCUAGCUGGCUUUACCUACUGUCAUAUUAACAUAAAUAUGCAUGGUAGCAUAAUCCAGUAAUGGUUGAGAAUGUAUUCUACCGUGAGAGGGAUUUUUCUAACACAUAAAUAAGACUGCAGGAAGAAUUGUUUUUUUCUGGGUAUGACACUGUCAUAGGAACAAGCUUUUGUUUGUGUAUUCACUUUAAAUAAUCAGAGUAAAUGUAUUAAAGACGCUGUGGCAAGUACUGGUCCCAGGGAUUUUAAUGCACAAACCAUAUUGUGACAAGAGAUGGGCCUCUGAACUGUGAAUAAGAGGAAUGAAGUGAGAAAUGUUCAAUAUUUUAUGAGUUUAGAGUGUAGUAAAUAAAAGGUGAUGUAAAUGAAUGUUGCACAGACUGCGUUUAUGAUACUUGUAGUAGUAUUUUAGGGACAAUUACACAUUCUCAGAAGCUCUUGAUGUCACUCCAAUUAGGAAGGAAAGUGCUGUUAAUGAGAACAGUCACAAAUUUUUAGCGUGUUGUUAACAGAACAGCCUGUGGAUAUGAUCACUUAAAUAACACUGUGGUGAUUUGUGCCAUUGCUUUUUUAUUUAAAAAUUUUUUAUAAUUAAAUGCGUUUUUCUAAAUGAC